UCUCCCUGGGGUAUGGCUAUGUUAAUUUUGUUGAUCUCGCUGAUGGUAGGUGAACUUAAACUUGUAAUCAGAUCCAUUCUGUGUAACUGGCUUUACGGAAACAGGUUGGUUACAAUUUGAAAUGCAACAAUUGUAACAUAUGUAUGGCCCAUCAAAAACUAACAUGAACCCCCACUUUUAGCUGAGAAUGCCCUAGAAAACCUCCUCUUCCAGAUGCUUAUUGACAGGCCCAUGAGGAUCAUGUUUUCCCAGCGAGAUGCUACACUGAGGAAGACCGGGAUCGGUAACAUCUUUAUUAAGGGUCUGUCGAAGAGCAUCAAUAGCCAGGCUCUCCAAGAAACCUUCUCUUCCUUUGGUGACAUCCUCUCGUGCAAGGUGGUCUGUAAUAAGAACGGCUCCAAGGUGUAUGGCUACGUCCACUUUUCCACCUACGAGGCUGCAGAGUUGGCCAUUAGGAAACUAAACGGCAUGAUGUUAAAUGACCAAAUAGUGUCUAUUUGCCACUACAAAUUAUUUGAGGAGCGCCAGGUUGAGCGCAUGUCCAGUUCUGAGACAAGGAAUCAGGACCACCAGAGGCAGUACCCGGGUGUGAGUCUCUAUGUGUCCAAUCUGCCGUACAAUAUGCACGACGAGCAGCUCCGCACUGCAUUUUCCCCCUUUGGAACUGUCAUCAGUUCAAAGGUGAUGAUGGAGAACGGGCGGAGCAAAGGUUUUGGAUUCGUGGCCUUCCUCUCAGCUGAAACUGCCACUAAGGCUGCUGAAAAAAUGAAUGGCCGCGUUGUUGGCGGCAGGUUUUUGCGUGUUGUCCUGUCUCGGCACAACCAGGGGAAGUCCCGACCUGGCAACAAUGAGCAUGAGAAUGAGUCGCCACCUCCUGCUCUGCGCCCCACCCCACCUGAUGUGCCUUCUGGACAGUUUGUGGCCACUGUUCCUCAGGUUCCCGACUCCACGAGUGUCUGUGCUGUUAACCAGCUGGUGCAGCUCCAAACAAACUCUCGACAGGCUGCAGUGGGUGUUCUCCCUCAGGGUGAGAGUCUCCGCCCACUGAUCUCUGCAGCCCUAGUGGAUGUUUUGAACUCCGAGCUGCCGCGCCUGCUGAUAUCAGAAACUCUAGACUUCAAGGUGAAUGAAGUCGUGUCUUCGUUUGACACUUGCCAAACUAUUGAGGCAACCCUGACGUCACAGAGCAAACACCACCCCAGACGUCAGCUCGCCCUGCCUGCACUGAGUCCUGAUCCGCAGGUGAAUGAAGUUGUGUCUUUGUUUGAUGCUUGUCAAACUAUCGAGGCAACCCUGGCAUCACAGGUACAGAACCAACGCCACCCCAUACUUCAGCUCGCCCUGCCUGCACCGAGUCCUGCUCCACAGGUUCCCGACUCUGUUUGUGUUUGGCACACUACCAAGGUGCCGCAGCUCCAACCAAGCUCUCGACAGGCUGCAGUGGGUGUUCUCCCUCAGGGUAAGAGACUCCACCCACUGAUCUCUGCAGCCCUAGUGGAUGGUUUUAACACCGAGCUGCCGCGCCUGCUGAUAUCAAUAACUCUAGACUUCAAGGUGAAUGAAGUCAUGUCUUUUUUUGACGCUUGUCAAACUAUCGAGGCAACCCUGACAUCACAGGCACAGAACCAAGGCCACCCCAGACGUCAGCUUGCCCUGCCUGCACCGAGCUCUGAUCCGCAGGUUCUCGACUCCAUGAGUGUCUCUCCUGUUAACCAGCUGGCACAAAUCCAACGAAGCUCUCAAUGGGCUGCAGCGGGUGUUCAACCUCGGGGUGAGAGUCUCCGCCCACUGAUCUCUGCAGCCCUAGUGGAUGUUUUGAACUCCGAGCUGCCGCGCCUGCUGAUAUCAGAAACUCUAGACUUCAAAGUGAAUCAAGUUGCAUCUUUUUUUGACGCUUGUCAAACUUUCGAGGCAACCCUGAUGUCACAGGUACAGAACCAACACCAUCCCAGACGUCAGCUCGCCCUGCCUGCACCGAGUCCUGAUCCACAGGUUCACAACUCUGUUUGUGUUUGGCACACUACCAAGGUGCCGCAGCUCCAACCAAGCUCUCGACAGGCUGCAGUGGGUGUUCUCCCUCAGGGUGAGAAUCUCCACCCACUGAUCUCUGCUGUCCAAUCGGAUGUUUUUAACUUCAAGCUGGCGCAUCUGCUGCUAUCAGUAACUCUAGACUACAAGGUGAAUGAAGCAAUGCUUUUGUUUGACACUUGUCAAACUAUCAAGGCAACCCUGACUUCACAGAACCAACGUCACCCCAGACAUCAGCUCGCCCUGCCUGGACCGAGCCCUGAUCCACAGGUGAAUGAAGUAAUGCUUUUGUUUGACCAGUUUCAAACAAUCAAGGCCACUCUGAUGUCACCAAACAAACGGUACCCAAGACGUCAGCUCGCCCUGCCUGGACCGAGCCCUGAUCCGCAGGUGAAUAAAGUAAUGCUUUUGUUUGACCAUUGUCAAACAAUCAAGGCCACUUUGACGUCACCAAACAAACGGUACCCAAGACGUCAGCUCGCCCUGCCUGGACCGAGCCCUGAUCCGCAGGUUCCCAACUCUGUUUGUGUUUGGCACACUACCAAGCUGCCGCAGGUCCCAUCAAGCUCUCGACAGGCUGCAGUGGGUGUUCUCCCUCAGGGUGAGCGUCUCCACCCUGUGAUCUCUGCAGCCCUAUUGGAUGGUUUGAACUCUGAGCUGCCACGCCUGCUGAUAUCAGUUCCUUUUAACUGCAAUGUGAAUGAAGUGAUCUUGUUUGACCAUCGUCAAACCACCGAGGCUAACCUGACGUCAGAUGAUCUGAACCAGCGCCACCACAGGCAUCAGAUCGCUCUGCCUGCACCGAGCCCUGUUCAAGCUACUGAAGAUGUUCUCAACAACUCAGCAGAUUCAACUGAUGAUGUCCAGAAGUCUACUAUCCAUUCACAGAGCUCACAACCGACAAGACCUGUGUCCACAAAGUUUCUUGAAAAACUGUCUGCAUUACAUUUAGCAUCUCAGACUCUUCACAUCACGCCUGAUGAUGCAGAUGACUUCAAGAAAUCAGGAAUUAUGAGAGCGGUUCCUGAACAGCAACAGUCGAAAGACUCAAGUACUUCUCCAUUGUUGGGAGGCUGGCUCAUAAAGUCUUUAGAGAGCACAUUCACAUCAGGUCUGAGCUGCCCCACAUCCUGGACCAUUCUAAGUCUCUACGCCUUAAGGAGAAUGAAGUCCAGAAUAAUGUCCUGAUGACCAUAUAAGAAGAAGAAUAAGAAGAGAAAGACGUUACACUUCGCACCCAGAAAUACUUUACAUAUCACAGUGUGAAAGAAAGCCUGGACUUAGGAAGACUGAUGUGGAAGAUGUGGUUCUUCUUUGAUCCAGAUAACUCUUUAUACAUGGUGAGCGUCACCUAAAGCAGGCGCCUCACUAGCAGACUCCAAACAACUCGAUUUUGGCGGGUGUCACACAUGCAGACUGUUUUGUUGAGACUUUGCUCUCUUCAGUCGGAGGUAUGACAUAUUUGCCAAUAAAAAAUGGUGGCGUCGUGACAAACAUACCAACUCACUGCAUCUCUCUCUUUCUGAUUCCCUGUCACAUGGAGCUUGCAACAGGAUAACAACAGGAUUAUUGCAUGAUUUUGGCAGUUUUCAGACCUGUAGCUUGAUUGAUUUGUUCCAGAACAAGAUAAAAUGCUUGGUGACAGAAUCACUAUGGAUUAAAGUCAGCGUUUGUGAUGAUAUGCAGCUGAGGGUAAUGAAAAUUGGUCAGAUCAGCUUGAUGCCUUGUUAGCUCCUCAGGAAAAGAAGAAAAUCACUGGUCACUUGACGAGAACACAGGACCUCGCCUUGGUGACGGAACAAUUCUUUCUAACCAUUUUGAUGUCCUUUUCUGUGGCUGGAACUAUGAACUCAGCAGGCAGUCCAGACAGUCAAGUGAUUAAUGUCCUCUCGCUGAAAGAUGCGUCGUACAUCGUCUCUCUCCGCCCAGCCAUUGAUUAUGUCAAUGAAGCUCACACCUGAAAAUCACUGGAAAAAUUAUCUAGUGGAGCACCGGCUUAAGAGAACCAAAACAAAACAAGUGAUCUUAGAAUUAAUUGUUGCAUGUGUGUCUACUGCAUUAUUGUAUGUAUUUUUGUACUGUCUUUAUCACUAUAACAAUUUUGGUAAAGAGUUCAAAAAUUGAUCAAGUGAUUCUGCAUUAAAUGCAUUUUAAGUUAUGUAUAAUUAUGAAUGGGGGGGGUUGGGUGGCACCUGAGACUCGUAGUGACGGAUUAAUUGACAGCUGCUGUCAGACUCUAUGUUAUUAUUAUUCCUCACACGGUCGCAAGACGACAUGUACAUGAAUCUGGCGUGGUGAGCUGGAACCUGCUUACGUCAGCUGUCACCGCUUACGUCACGAAGUACCGCAACAGCCAAUAGGAAAAUUCAACUGCAGUAGCCACCGUUCAACCUGAAGAGGGCAGCACUCAGACGUUUUUACACCAUAUAUUGUAGAAUUAAAACACUUUAUACACAAAUGUCAAAAAAAUUACUUAAAUCAAUGACCAGUACUAAUAAAGCCCCAUGCUUACAGAUCAUUAACUAAAAAAAGUUGGUUUAGGGUUUAGUUACCCUUUAAGUAACGUACAUGAACCUACUAUUUGGGUUCAAUAUGAGUGAAUCAGCUUGUGUAGUUUUCAUAAUCAUACUGAACUGGCAAUGGCAACAAGACAAGCUUGUACCUGCCUUGUCCAAUCUCUGCUUUUCUGAGAGCAUAACCUCAGGCUUUGUGAUAAUGUUUUUAAACUUGAGUGAUAAAUUGGACCAGGGAAAUAUGAUGACAACAUCAAACACUAUUGUGCUUAAAUCUGCCAACAUAGAUUGACACCUCAGUUACUCAACUUCGUUGCUUAUCACUGUUACCAUCAUGUUUACGCCAAGGCAGCAGGACUUUUACAAGUAGUUUUGUCAGAUGGGCUGCUAGCAUGUUUCCACAGGCAGCAGAGAAUGCCACAGCCACGUUUGAAAUCUUUCACGUGGCCGCAAUUGCGCUGUAGGCAAUGUAGUAUGGUCUAAAUAAGAUUCACAUUGGCUCGACCUAUAAUAACCACAUGGUUUCUUGCUGACAUUGCUGCUUGUUAUUGAAUGACUGAGAUGUGAUUGUUCUCUAUCCAUGUGUAUUAUAAUCAGCAGUCUGAAAACUAAAUUGACAAGUGUGAGUUGGCGGGAGGAGGUACCAAUCAGCAAACGCUCAGAUUCUUGCAUAAUCAGACCUGUUUCAAAUGCCAAAAUUAGCUGAUGAAGGACUUUGUGCAGACAAGCAAUAACAAAGAGAUGGGCAGGGAAAUUUCCGGCCUGUUCUUGAUUUCUCUACUAUAGGUGUGCAUGAAUUCUUGACAGCCAACAACAUCCCUGUGCUGUGUUUUAUAGCUCAAAUUUACACUAAAUCAGCAAUCUGAUGACAAGCCUACUGUUGUCUGGAUGAGUUUUGAAGGAAAAAGCUUCUCAUCUGAUUUAUUUUUUUUAAGUUUUGGUUUGUUAUUCAUAACAGGUUACAUAUCAAGGCAUAUUUUAUUUGACCAUUAAUGUUUACAUAAAUUAAUAAAUACAUUUCACUCCUUGUUUAUGUAGUUAUGUUCAAGUGUAAUUAAACAAGUAAUUAAUGUAUUUAUUUGAUUAGAUUUUAGAACUUUAUUGUAUUUAUUUUUGUUGUCCGUUGUAUUACAUAUACUAUAUAAGCAAAACCAUUUCACACCUUGUUUACAUAUUUAUAUUUUUGUGCAAAUUAUUUUAUUUUGCCCACUAUAUUAGUUAACUAAUUAAUUAAUAAAAAAUAUUUUGCAUACUAUAGAAGAAUUAAUUAACUUAAUUUAUGUUUUGUUAUUUAUUAUUUUCCAUUUUAUUAAUCUAUUUAUUUAGUUUUUGUCCACUCUAUUACUAUUAAUUUAUUUUAUUUGUCCCUUAUAUCUCUCCUUAGUACUUCUGCAAAAAAGGAGAGAAGCACAAAUGUUGGAGAUUAAAGGUUAAAGUAAAGUAAUUUUUGUGACACAAAUGUCAACAAAUGGAAAUGCAAAAAUUAUCGGUUCCUGAACACUGUCUCUGUAUUGGUGACUGUGGCAGCAUUGGUGCAUUGCUGCCACAGUGUUUACACUCUUCAGUAACCCAACCUGCAAAUGGCUUACUUAUUUCAGUCCCAUCACUUUGAAUAAAAAGAGA
Messenger RNA from Xyrauchen texanus (razorback sucker), 6164 nucleotides. RefSeq lists its product as uncharacterized. The record is from RefSeq and is a predicted model, not a curated record. The coding region runs from base 214 to 3216 and encodes 1000 amino acids. The transcript has 28 exons. Lineage: Eukaryota; Metazoa; Chordata; Actinopteri; Cypriniformes; Catostomidae. Gene Ontology annotation, cellular component: cytoplasmic stress granule; cytosol; ribonucleoprotein complex. Gene Ontology annotation, molecular function: mRNA 3'-UTR binding; poly(U) RNA binding; poly(A) binding.